AGGUUUUAGGCUCAGAUACUGCAAGCGCUGACUAAAAGGGUGUUGAACAUUGUUAAACCAUGGAUUGGUCCUGGCUGGAAGAUGCAGAACGCGUAGAAGAGCACUUGUACGCAGCUGGUUUGCGGUUGCACGACAAGUGGAUUUGCAGCACCCUUCUCCGUGACGAGGACCAUUCAACUGUGGUAGAUUUGUCCUGUUCUCGGUCGUUUGCAAGUGUGACAAGUUUUUUGUUGGGCAGCGGCGACAUCAGUUGCAAGCAACGCGAUCACGAAUCCUAUUCCGAUUUCCUUCAAGCUGUAGUUUUGCAAGCGUCAUACAGCUGUGUGCUUUGCAACUUGCGGUGGCCUCAAGAACUUUUGUGGCCUGGACGGAUGAAACUGCGCACUUCCAAAGAGGAGGCCGAUGCACUGGCAGGAGGACUAAGUUUACAAGGGCAAGUUGUGGCAAGAUAUAUGCUUUGCUCAGGAAGAGUCCGCCUGCCUGUGAACACAUUGAUACUCAAGAUCUCGGAUGAAUUGGACCCGGUGAUCGAUUUCUUGCCUCCAUCGCUGUGUCCUGCAUGUUCUGCUACAGUUCAAAGGAAACCGCACAAAGAGGAUCAGGCCAUCAACUCCAUUUUAGUCAGAUCAUCCUCAGCUGACCUCAGUAAUGUACCCAUGAGAAUUGCACUUGAUGUUGCUCAGAAUGUCUUUUAUGGCAAUGAUCACGAGCACAUGAUCGUGGACGAAGAGAUGCUGCAGUUAGGCUAUGGGCACAUGGCCUUGCGACUGACGGUCCCAUCAACAGCAUCAGUCUAUAGUGCUUUGCGACUAGGGCUACCUGGGUGCUCAAUCGACUACUUGCCGUCAACACCCGCAAGAUUGACUGUUACGGUAUAUCCUGCCAGCGUACAUCUUCCACAUGCAAACUCUCCAAGUCUAAAUCCAAGCGAGGUGGCCCAGUGGCUGUCUUCAGUGGGAAACUGUCAUGUUGCUUCGUAUACCUCUGGUUGCAGUGCCCACGCAGUUGUUGCAGAGCUGGCCAGUGUGGGUUGCUGGCAUCGUGCAUUAGCUCUUAAUGGCGAACUAUGGCAAAGGACAGUGAUGAUAGUAUCUGCUACAGGGAACUUUGAAAGUCAUGCCUGCACACUUUCCAGCCGUCCAUCAACACGGCGUAUCAUGCUGUAUUGGCUGAGAGCUUUGUCCGGUCUUGGAGUGGUGGCAAAGCGAUUGGUCCUAGCUUUUCUUGGUGAUCCACCUGUCAUGGUGCCUAGCGACAUCGGGUCGCUUGAAGAUGCGAUGCGCGUAUCGAGAAACGUCAUUAUCGUCGGUGGGCAUUACACGCUCCCUCAGGGGCUGAAAAUCAGGUCGCCAGUCAACCUGAUCGGAGAUGGUCAAGUGUUUCUCCAUCUGGGGUCUCCAGUGCAGAUCCGAUCAGAGUUCGGCGCAGAACUUCGGAACUUGACUUUUCUCGGGGAGCAAACCGGAGAAUCAGACAAUCGUUCAGCAGUUAUUGCUGUUCAGUGCUCGUAUUUGGUAGCCAUAGGUCGUGGGUACAGGUGCUACUCGGACAUCACUCCAGUUGGAGGCAGACGAGCAUUUGCAUGCUGCAGCUGGGGCCGACCUUCAAUUACUCUGACAAACUGCACGAUUCGAGGAGGCCAUCAUGGGGUGGAUCUCCGGGGUGGCUGUGGUGUGCGUCCCAGAAUGGGAAAGAGUAGAAGGCCGAUACUAGCAUUUCCUGCGACUCAGUACCUAGAGGAUGGGCUUGACCUUGGUGCUUGGCUUGAGCGCAAUAGAAAUCAACACCAGGAAGUUGACAUGCCCAGCAUCGAGUUUUCAGGCAAAAGAGCCUAUGUUCCUGGUUGGAAGCAGCAUGUAAUGACAUUUGCACAGCUGAUUGACUGCGAGAUCUCCAACUCAGUGACUGAAGCAAUUAAUGCUUGGAGAGGUGCCCGUUUGGAAAUGACCCGCUGCUGGAUACACAACUGCGGCCAAGGGCUUACUGUCAGCCACUUUGAGACGCCUAGUGAUCUUGAACAAUUUAAGGAAUUUCAAUUGGCACCUCAUAUCUCUAUUCGAGAAUGCCUAUUUGAAGCCAUCGAAGGCAAUGACUGGUCAAGUGCAAUAUCCCUUGGACGCUUUAUGACAUCUGGAUUUACGAGAAGCCAAGAAUCUGAGUUGACCAAAGGAUUCAUGCCGGGAUACUUGUUGGCAGAAUAG
This is a messenger RNA of Durusdinium trenchii, 2201 nucleotides long. The record is from the annotation of a GenBank genome assembly. Lineage: Eukaryota; Dinophyceae; Suessiales; Symbiodiniaceae.